Messenger RNA from Suillus plorans, 810 nucleotides. RefSeq lists its product as uncharacterized. Lineage: Eukaryota; Fungi; Basidiomycota; Agaricomycetes; Boletales; Suillaceae. The coding region runs from base 1 to 810 and encodes 269 amino acids. The record is from RefSeq and is a predicted model, not a curated record. The transcript has a single exon.
AUGUCACGCCUCCAAUCCCUAUCGCCACCGUCUCCUUUGAGCAACUACUGGAUACCAUCUAGCGCAGAUGUCUACACGAUGAUUGAGGAUUUUGACACCGAGCGGCGAUACAGCAUCGCCGAAAGCCAAUCAGCAGAUGCACUCACAUCCUCUUUUGACAUCUUUACGCCUCCACAAAACCGAACAAGCGGAAAAAUAUGCCCAGGGACGUUCAUCGUGUUUGCGUUGUCAACAGCAGAGCUCGCGCAAGAAUAUCCAGAGGACUCCGACGUAUACCGCAAAAUCUGCCAGUAUACCCCUGGGCGUUAUCUCGGGCUUGUAACUUCGGCGUUCGUGAGAUGGAAUGAAGACGAUGACAGCACGGUCGAAGAAGUGAUCGUUCACUUUGUAUCCAAAGAUACGCCACAGCCCUCAGCGGUUGCAAACCACUGCAUCCCCAUUUUUCCUGUCAGCAGCACCGAACCGGUGGACAGCUCUGCGCUCCACACGAGCAUCUUGUUCCCCUGGAUUGACCACAAGCAGUGGACGACAUUCGGGGUUCGCCUUUGCGUCCGCCAGACGAACCCGUCGGCGCUGGUAUUCGAGCUUCGGAACGAAGAUCUUGAGCUCUUCGAGAAUAGGGCGGGAAAGGACCAUAACCGAUUGGAAUCUCUCCAUACGAUAUUGGACGAUGAAGCCAAAGCCACACUAGGAAGGCUUUUGGUGACACCUUUCGCAUUUCCGGCCGAGAUUUGGUUCGACAUUAGGAAUCAUCCGGACAUAAAGGAACCUUUCAGUUUCGUAGGAGAUAUCGACUCUCUUGAAAGGUGA